Molecule: messenger RNA, 1210 nt
Organism: Sciurus carolinensis (gray squirrel)
Lineage: Eukaryota; Metazoa; Chordata; Mammalia; Rodentia; Sciuridae
Gene: Rnaseh1
Product: ribonuclease H1
Exons: 8
Coding region: 59-919 (286 amino acids)
Biological process (GO): DNA replication, removal of RNA primer
Molecular function (GO): RNA-DNA hybrid ribonuclease activity; magnesium ion binding; nucleic acid binding
Source: RefSeq, a predicted model, not a curated record
GUGAGCUCGCGGACUGGGACGCCGGGGCGCUGUGCGGCGGGACGCGCCGGCCCGAGCGAUGCCCGGGCUGCUGCCUCUGGCCCGCCGAGUCGCCCUGGCCGCCGUGCGUUGCGGCCGCGGCUGCUGCGGGCUCGGGAUGUUCUACGCCGUGCGCAGGGGCCGCAGGACCGGCGUCUUCCCGACCUGGAAUGAAUGCAAAGCACAGGUGGACCGGUUUCCUGCUGCCAGAUUUAAGAAGUUUGCUACAGAAGAUGAAGCCUGGGCCUUUGUCAGAAACUCUGUGAGCCCGGAUGGCUCAGAAGGACAAAAAAAUACUCGUGUGCAGGAGUCACAGGUGAAAGCUGGCAAGCGGCUCAGAGAGCCCUUAGCGGAAGAUGAAGACGAGAGCUCAGAGCCAAGCGCAAAGCAUGUGCGAAAGGACGCCGAGCCAGCCCCUGCUGUCGCCAAGGACACGUUUUCUUAUAUGGGAGACGCCGUCGUCGUCUACACGGAUGGCUGCUGUUCCAGGAACGGGCGGAGGAGGGCGCGAGCCGGAAUGGGCGUCUACUGGGGGCCAGGCCACCCUCUAAACAUAGGCAUUAGACUUCCUGGACGACAGACGAACCAAAGAGCAGAAAUCCAUGCAGCCUGCAAAGCCAUUGAACAAGCCAAGGCUCAGAACAUCAGUAAGUUGGUUCUGUGCACGGACAGCAUGUUCACUAUAAAUGGGAUCACGAACUGGGUCCAAGGCUGGAAGAAGAACGGGUGGAAGACGAGUACAGGGAAGGAGGUGAUCAACAAGGAGGACUUUGUGCAGCUGGAGGAGCUCUCCCGCGGCAUGGACAUCCAGUGGAUGCAUGUUCCUGGUCAUUCGGGGUUUUCGGGCAAUGAAGAGGCCGACAGGCUGGCGAGAGAAGGGGCCCAGCAGGCUGAAGACUGAGCAGUCGCCUGGGUACUAGAAGGCAAGCAAUGGCUCUUGCUGCUUUCAUUCCCUUGUGUGGACGGCUGUAGUGGACAAAGCUGAGCCAGGAAGGCACCGUGUGUCUUACAAACAUCCUGUCAAAAGUGCUCAAGUUGUCAGGAGGUGGACAUCUUUGAGAUUUGACGGUUCUGAGAUCGCCCUGUGCUUCCUGGGCUUGGUGUAUUUUCAUUUGUUUUAUUGCAGUCUGGCCCAAAGUGCUUUGGCUUGGAUUUUUAUAAGGAAUCAAUAAAACAUUGGUUAAAAGAUGCA